This is a messenger RNA of Vicia villosa (hairy vetch), 2788 nucleotides long. Its product is annotated as receptor-like protein 52. The transcript has a single exon. The record is from RefSeq and is a predicted model, not a curated record. Bases 45 to 2096 code for a protein of 683 amino acids. Gene Ontology annotation, molecular function: protein binding. Lineage: Eukaryota; Viridiplantae; Streptophyta; Magnoliopsida; Fabales; Fabaceae.
UUUAACAUGCAGACAUUGAAAACCAGAAAAACCAACACACACAGAUGGCAACAUUAACCUCAUCAUCAUUCAUGAAACAUACAUUUCACUUUCUUCUGUCUUUGUUCCUUUUCUUAUUAAACCAAACAAAUUCUCAGCCUCACUCUCAUGUAUAUGAUCAAGAACAAAAAGUACUAUUAAACAUAAAACAAUAUCUUCAAAACACUUCUUUCCUUAACCACUGGACACCAUCAUCAAAUUCCAAUCAUUGUUCUUGGAAAGAAAUCAUUUGCACAAAUGGUUCAGUCACUGGAAUAACUCUCUCCCAAAUCAACAUCACUAAAACUAUACCACCCUUUAUUUGUAAUGAACUCAAAAACCUUACACAUGUUGAUUUCAGCUUCAACUUUAUCCCUGGUGAUUUUCCAACACUUUUUUAUAAUUGUUCAAAGCUUGUUUAUUUAGACCUUUCUAUGAACAACUUUGAUGGUAACAUUCCUAAUGAUAUUGGAAACUUGAGUUCUAAUUUGCAAUAUCUUAAUCUUGGUUCAACAAAUUUUCAUGGUGGUGUUCCUGAUGGGAUUGGAAAGUUAAAGGAGUUGAGGGAACUUAGAAUUCAAUAUUGUUUAUUGAAUGGUACAGUCAGUGAUGAGAUUGGUGAAUUGUUGAAUCUUGAGUUUUUGGACUUAUCAUCCAAUGCUGUGUUUCCUUCUUGGAAAUUGCCUUUGAGUUUGACCAAGUUGAAAAAGUUGAAGGUUUUUUAUGUUUAUGGCUCUAACUUGUUUGGUGAAAUGCCUGAAAGAAUCGGAGAUAUGGUUUCUUUGGAGAAAUUGGAUAUGUCUGAUAACGGUUUAACCGGAGAAAUUCCUAGUGGCGUGUUCAUGUUGAAGAAUCUGAGCAUACUUUAUCUUUACAGAAACAAACUCUCUGGUGAGAUACCUAGUUUGGUUGAAGCAUUGAACUUGACUAGCCUUGAUCUUGCAGAGAACAAGCUUGUUGGGAAGAUACCUGAAGAUUUCGGAAAGCUUCAAAAGUUAACAUGGUUGAGUUUGUCUCUCAAUAACUUAUCAGGUGAAAUACCAGAAAGUGUAGGCCUUCUUCGUUCUCUUGUCGAUUUUCGUGUUUUUUCAAACAACUUAUCAGGUACUAUUCCUCCUGAACUCGGUCGAUAUUCAAAGCUCAAAACCUUUCUGGUUUCUUCUAAUAGUCUUGUUGGAAAGUUGCCUGAGAAUUUAUGUUACUAUGGUGAGUUACUCAACUUGACAGUUUAUAAAAAUAAUCUCAGCGGCGAGUUACCAAAAUCACUAGGAAAUUGUAAUAGCUUGCAGGAUUUGAAAAUUCAUAAUAAUGAGUUUUCUGGUGCUAUUCCUAGUGGUCUUUGGACGUCUUUCAAUCUGUCGAAUUUCAUGGUAAGCAAUAAUAAGUUCACUGGUGUGAUACCAGAAAGAUUAUCAUCAAAUGUUUUGCGGUUCGAGAUAGGUAACAAUCGGUUUUCUGGUAGAAUUCCAGCAGGAGUAUCUUCAUGGACUAAUGUGGUAGUUUUUGAUGCAAGUAACAACUUGUUAAAUGGAAGUAUUCCACAAGAGAUAACAUCUCUUCCAAAAUUAACAACUCUUUUGCUUGAUCAGAAUCAGCUAACUGGUCCAAUUCCUUCAGAUAUAAUAUCAUGGAAGUCCUUGGUAACCUUAAAUUUGAGCCGAAACCAUCUUUCGGGACAAAUUCCAGAUACAAUUGGAAAAUUACCUGUCCUUAGUCAACUUGAUUUGUCAGAAAAUGAGUUUUCUGGCAAAGUUCCUUCUCAACUUCCUAGACUCACUAAUCUCAAUCUCUCAUCUAAUCAUUUCACAGGAAGGAUUCCACGUGAGUUUCAAAAUUCAGGUUUUGCUAGAAGCUUUUUGGCCAAUUCUGGUCUUUGUGCUGAUACACCAAUACUCAACAUAACUUUGUGCAAUUCUGGUUUUCGAAGUUAUCGAAGUGAAAGCAAAGGAUCAUCAUGGUCUAUUGGUUUGAUUAUAAUUCUUGUCAUAGUAGCAAUCUUAUUGGCUUUUAGUGCUGCUUUCUUGAUUAUCAAUGUUUUCAAGAAAAGAGCGCAAGAUUUGGAUUAUUCAUGGAAGUGACACUAGGUUAGAUGUUGAUGAUAUGUUUAUUUCUUAGAUUUUGUGUGUUUGGCAUAUCUCAAUGUUAAAGAAUGUUCAAGCCUUAUAAAAACUAGUACUUUGAUGAUAUCUCUAGUGGAAAUGAAAUGAGAUCACAAUUGUAGUGACUAACAAGCAAGAAUCUAAAUGAAAUCACAAUUAUAAUGCAUGUUCUUACACUAAUUUUAAUAUGCAUUAUAAGAUAUAUUAUGACAAUAUAUGCUAAGUUCUGUGUUAUGUUAGUGACAAUUACAGUACAUAUGAUAUUAGGAUGAGGAAUUAAUUAAUGCAGCAGCAAGUUGAGGUAGUGAUUAUAGUGUGGAAAUUCAAUGGUCAAUAAUGGCGGGCACCAGUUGAAUUCAGUUUUGUUAGAUUGGAAAUACAUGUGGUAUUCCAUCUUUUCUAGUGAUGUAGAUAUAUGCAUUAAUAUAUAUCUGUGACUUUUCUUAUAUAAAAAUAUUUAUAGACAAGCAUAUACUGUUAUGUAAGACUGGAAAUAAGAGAACCAUUAGCCUCUUUGAUUUAUGAAGAAGUUCAUGCACAAUCUUAUUGAAAUUUGUUUGUUGUCAACUUAAGUAUUUUGGAUGGUCUCCGCUGCAUAACUCACAAUAAUCUGCUUAUGCUUUGGCAUUUCAUGCAUCUUGAACUGUUGAGGCAGUUUUUGACAAUUGCUU